This is a messenger RNA of Thelazia callipaeda (thelaziosis nematode), 1323 nucleotides long. The record is from the annotation of a GenBank genome assembly. Lineage: Eukaryota; Metazoa; Nematoda; Chromadorea; Rhabditida; Thelaziidae.
AUGGAGCUCAAUUCUUUGGAUGAAGGGCGAGAGAAAGCUUACCAAUUCACAAUUGUUGCUGCAAUGUUCACUGCAGUCCUAUCAAUUAUUACAUUUAUGGCGUUAACGCUAAUUAUAAGCUGCUCUAUAAACUAUACCAGUCGCAAUAUACAGAAUGAGCUCUUUUUAUGUGAAGAAAGUGCACUUAAUUAUCUUAAUUAUAUGGAUACAAAAUUAUAUACUCAAAAUGAUAAUGCGAUAGCAAAAAAUGCGAGCAUUCAAAACGUGCAACUUAACAAGUUUGACGUCAUAUUCCAAUAUUUAAUGUGUUCCCGAAAUUCGAGCAAUUGCCAAAGAAAGUGGCAGAGAAUUCAACGUGAUAAAAAUCCAUCAAAUUUUGAAUUGCCAUCGGUGUCGAAAUUCCGAGUCAAUUACGCAUCAUCAUUACAUUCAGUACAGUUGAGACGGGAAUCUGGAAAGAGUAUUAGGAAACAACGUGAAAUAGCAUUGCUAGAAUCUGAAGUUGCUAAUUUAAGUAAUGACGCUGGCGAGAAUACUGCUUAUUUACACAAUGAAUCUUCACAAGUGUUGAACAGUGAACGUGGAUUUAUAUAUGUUCAUGAUCUGCCAUUCACUAAAAAAGAUUCAGAUUACUUUGUGGAAGCGAUAAACCCUGAAAUACACUCUGCACAAAGAGAUGCAAUUCUCGUUCAGCAUGACGACAAGAGGUGUAGGUGUUCUCCCCGACCUGGUCAUAAAGGUUUACCAGGUCGCAAAGGACUAAGAGGUCCUCCAGGUGCUCCAGGAGCUCCUGGAUAUCCUGCUCGUUUACCUUGUCUUCCACCAACUGAUUUGAAAAAGAUAUGCGCUGAUCCAUGUCCUAUUGGAAAACAAGGGAAGCAAGGACCAACUGGACUACCAGGAGAUAAAGGUGCAGUGGGAGUUCCUGGAUCUCAUGGGAAAGAUGGCAAAGAUGGCGAAAUUGGUCCAUUAGGACCAAGAGGUCCUCCAGGAAUUCCAGGAUUGGAUGGAGAUGUGGGUGAUCCAGGAUUCGACGCGACACCAACGCCGUUUAUCCCUGGACCGCCUGGUCCAACAGGUGACAUUGGACCUAUUGGGCCUUCUGGACCAUGCGGAAUGCCAGGGCUUGACGGGCCUCCAGGACCUCCUGGUAAAAGAGGACUUCCUGGUCAAGAUGGACUACCGGGAAAUCAAGGAGCUCCUGGAUUGCAAGGACCAGUCGGAAAAGUUGGAUCAGAUGGAAAUCUUGGAGUCUGUCCUACGUACUGUGCUACAGAUGGCGGUGUAUUUUUCGUAAAACCUCCAGACUGGUUUGAAGACUGA